AGGGCGGUUCCCAGAGCCCUCACGAACCGGGACACAGGGGAAGGGAGACUCACAACCCUCUGCCGUGGAGUCAAAGUUUGCUCUUGACAUCCGACAGUUGAAAUGACCAAUCACCCAUCGCACUCCAACGGCAUGCAGAGUCUCCGGAAGGAGCACCUGUACAAGGUGUUGGUGAUCGGGGAUCUCGGGGUCGGGAAGACCUCCAUCAUCAGGCGUUACGUCCAUCAGACCUACUCCACAAACUACCGGGCCACCAUCGGGGUGGACUUCGCCUUGAAAGUGCUGAACUGGGACUCAGAGACGGUCAGACUUCAGCUGUGGGACAUUGCAGGUCAGGAACGUUUUGGGAACAUGACGAGAGUGUAUUACCGCGAGGCAAUGGGAGCCGUCAUAGUGUUCGACGUGACGCGACCCACGACCUUUGAGGCGGUCAUUAAGUGGAAAGAGGACCUGGACUCUAAAGUGAUGCUGGCUAAUGGACAGAGUAUAGCAACCGUGCUGCUGGCUAACAAGUGUGACCAGGGCAGGGAGCUGACAAACAACGGCAUCAAAAUGGACCAGUUCUGCAAGGACCACGGCUUUGUCGGCUGGUUCGAGACGUCUGCUAAGGACAAUCUCAACAUAAGCGAAGCUGCAAACUUCCUGGUCAAGCACAUCAUGGCUACAGAGAAUGACAUUCUGAAAUCUGUGGUCCCAGACACCAUCUCACCACAGAUUGACUCCAACAGGCAAAUGAGCUGCUCUGGCUGUUUCAAAUAAUGACAAGAGAUGACCAGCCGGACUCAAAAGGCUUCUCUGGAAAGGCUUCUUUGGUUGGUUAUACCAGAGUUGAACAUUUCAGCUUGUUAUUACUUUGGUGGAGAAAGCCAAAGCUCACGUGGACUCAAUAUGUUUUGGUCACAAAACAUCCUGCGAUAGUGAUGUUUUUUUCUCGGUAAGUGAUACAGUUGUCGGUGUUGUUAGCAUGAUGUGGUCACACGAGACAGCACAGACAAGAAAUCAGUGUAAAAAUGGUUUUAUUUACCUGAUAAGGCUUCUCCUCCGUUCUCUUUUUUUUUGCUGCAGUCCAGUUUAAAAUGGACUGUUAACAUCCACCUGUCCCCGAUCAAAGGGAACAAAGGUCUUCUCUGUAUAAUUCUACACUAGUAUGUGCAAAUACAGAAUGACACCAGGCGUGGAUAAACUUGCAUACACAGAAAUUUUUACCAUUUCAUCAAGUUUGCUGUCCUUAAUGCGCUUCCUCUGUUUAUGAGUAAACCCACUAAACCAGAGAAAACGCACUACGACAGAUAAUAAGACUCUCUUUGAUACUAUGAUAAACAAGCCACAGAGAGCACUGCAGACCAAUUUCUCUGAAUCCAGAAUUUAUUACUUUGUAUCCAUGUGAACUCUGCGCAUACUUUGUUCCGGUGACUUUAAGUUAUUUGAGAUGUGCUUUUAUUAAUGUAAUAUGGUGAAUGUGAUGUAUAAAACUCUUUCAAAUCCAUCCUACGGACUGUUGUGUAAGCCUUAUUUAAUUUUAAUGGUUUAAGUAACAACACAUUCAUAUUUAUAGCAACAACUUUCACACGAGACGGCAGUAGUGUGAAAACUGACUUAAAAACACUGUCUAAGACACAAAUAUUGGCUAAGUGCCAUUUCAACUGACUUAUCUGGUGAAUUUUUUUGAUGGUCGAUGGUAACAUUUUAAUAAUGUAAUGUCAUGUUAAUGUGUUAUAUGUGUUAUAUUUUUUAACUGAAUGAUAUGUGUAUGUGGGAUACUUUGAGUUAUCAAACAAAGUUAUAUUGAUCUUCUACUUGUAAACUGGACACUUGUCUGUUAAAAAAACAGUAGCCAUGGCAACUGCAGGCUUUUUUCAUGGGUAUGGUUUAUGUGAUCGUCUAAGUGAAGCAAUGUCUCGUUGUUCCAUGCACGCACAGUUGAUCUGUAAAUGCCAAAGCAUAUUCACAAAUAGACUAAAUGUCUUUCUUCUGCCGCUGUCUCUAAUGAUAAUUGUCUCCACUUUUUCUCCCACAUGCAGUAAGGAUGAAACAACUUUAUUUUGUUUUGAUUGUCAAGAGCACGCUGCUUGGAUGUGAAUGUGGAUUCCUUUUUUUCAAAGGCACUGUGUACGUGUUACUGGUUGCAUUGUCUGCACAGAGCCAGGCCAAACCUCAUUACCACUGUUCUGUCUUACAAUGAAGAGCUUUGACCUCAUAUUAACUCCAGAUUAGUUUCUUGGAGUGCUACAUUUGCCUUACAGAUUCAUAGAAUUAAGAGUAUUGUGCGGUCUCUUAUAAUAAUUGUCUGCUGACAUAUGUUGUUUCCUCCAAUUUGCACAGUGUUUAUGAGGCUAAAACAAAGAGGCCAUUGUAUUAUUGUUUUUGUUGGUAAUUAACGUCAUGCAUACGAAGCCCUGAUAAAUCUAAAGAAUGCCUUGUGGACAGAUUAGUUUUACAUUUUGAAGGUGUGUGACUCAUAAAUCAUGUGGUUACAGAGCAGGACCACAUUAGAGAUGUAUCAUGCACAUUCAGACACAGGUCACCACUUUGUGAAUAAUUCCAAUAGACAGGCAAGCCUUAACUGGACAUCUAGAGCUCAUUAUACCACUUGAGGAAUGUACUUGCUGUUUAUUUAUUGUCAAGUUCUUAAAUAAAGGAACCAGUUUUAUUCA
Messenger RNA from Menidia menidia (Atlantic silverside), 2654 nucleotides. NCBI's taxonomy places the organism in Eukaryota, Metazoa, Chordata, Actinopteri, Atheriniformes, Atherinopsidae. The record is from the annotation of a GenBank genome assembly.